AUUUUCGCAGAAGCGUCAAAUGUUCUUGUAAUUAUUUUCAUUCAUCCUUUUCACUCGUGCUGCGAGAUAAUCGAGAAAAUUAAUUAAAUAAAUAGCAUCACAGCGAAGAAUAGUGUCCCAAGGUAGAUGCUAUCGCAUUUAUUUUCGCAAAGCAACGCCAAAUAAAUGGGAUUUAUUUUCGGCAGUGUGCGUCGUGUGUUCUUUGGGCCAGCCGGCUGGUCGAGAGUAAAAAUUGUGGCGUGAAAUGAUCGCGGAUCGUGUUCAAACAGCUGCCGAAGAAAAUUUGCCACCUUCGCAAAUGUCUUUACGGGCAGUAGUGUACUGAAGAAAGAAAAAAUCAUAAUCCAUAGUUCGCAGCUCCAGUAGAAUGAGACCAAACCUGUGUUACAUGCACUGCACUUUGCUGAUCGUGUCGCUAGUGUCCAGUGGUUUGUUUGUCAUCCUGGUAGCGUCGGAGGCAUCAAAACCGUUGCACCAACAAACUGAUAACCCACAGCAGGCAGAGUAUACCUCGCAUGUUCGUCAAGAACAUGAACUCCCGCAAGAGGUGUCCAAAGCACGUAGCGAAAAAUUACGCGAUCCUGCGCAUCAGUUUGAUGAGAUUGUUGAUAGUGCACCCAAAAAAAGUAAUCAAAUUGUGAGUGAAUAUGAUAAAAUAGCGAAUAAAAAUUCUGUUGGCGGUAGUGAAAGUGGUGUGCCGGUGAAGAAAGUGAAAAAGAAGCAUGGUCUGGGGAAAACUGCCCGCCAUGCAUUGUCUCGGAAAGAGGACAUACUGGUGGAGAAACCAGCCAAAUUGGAUCAGUCCCCGGAUCUGGCGGAAGUAAUCUUUUUGGAAACUAUUUCCAAAAAUGCUGGCGUCACCAAUAGUGGUUUACAAAACAUCCCUGGUCCACCGUCGGUUGUCACUCUGGUUGACCACCAAAACAACGAACUCAAUAUUGAAUCAAAGCUGGAGGAAAACAUUGAAGCUACACUGAAGAACAUCAGCCAUCAGUUGGUCGAUCCAAGCACAAUCGAUGAAGUGAAUGUGGAACAGGCAGAAGCUGACCUGACUCAACCUUUGGAACAGUUGGAGCCCACAUUGAUUCCCAUGCGGACGGAUCCUGAGCAAUAUGAACAGUUGGAGGCAAAAAUCAAUGAUUCUGGAGGAGGAGGAGGAGGAGAAGCAUACUUUGCGCCCGAUCCAGCAGAACAAGCUUCUGACGAAGACUUCGAGCACACUACAGUUCAAAACAUCACCGAUGACUCACAGCAGGGUUCGGAGGUGAACCUGACGGAAGAAAACCCGAUGCCAGUGUUCUCCGAGUGGGCCCAAAAGCAGAUGGCUGAUGCGGAGAAAAAGCUGGGCGAAAAUGUAAACGCUUCGGCGAUGAAGCGCAACAUGAAACCUUCGGGCAGCAAAAUGCCUCCUCUAAAACUGCGAGCGAAAAAUUAUGCUGCCCCGGAUUGUGGAGCGAAGAUAAUAGCUUCCAAUGCGGAAGCACAGAGUACUGGAUCGGUGCUUACCUCACACAAGGACGAAUAUCUGCUGAAUCCUUGCACCAGCAAGAUUUGGUUUGUAGUCGAGCUGUGCGAACCGAUUCAGGCUGAACGAAUAGAAAUGGCCAAUUUUGAGUUGUUCUCAUCGUCCCCGAAAGAUUUUUCUAUUUCGGUUACCAAUCGGUUUCCCUCUAGGGAUUGGUCAAAUGUUGGACAGUUUACAGCGAAGGACGAACGCGAUGUCCAAAGUUUUAAUCUUCAUCCACAUCUGUACGGGAAGUUUGUUCGCGUGGAGAUUCAUUCUCACUACAAUUCGGAACAUUACUGUCCGGUAUCGUUGUUUCGAGUCUAUGGAACGUCAGAGUUUGAAGCGUUCGAAACGGAUAAUACUCCUUCUUUGGGAGACGACGGCGACGAGGAUGAGCUUGUGGCUUCUAGCAUACAGUUGGAAGGAGAAAUUCUGGUUGAUAACAGUCAACAAGAGGAAGGCCUGGAUUCAACAGGCAACAAGGUGAAAAAGACGGAGAAUAUCCUCAAAUCUGCAGGAGAGGCGGUCAUGAGUAUUGUUAAAAAGGCUGCCGAAGCAUUGGGGAAAUCCAACGAAGAUAAUAAUCAGGAGAAUAAAACCAGUCACAGUACCGAGGGUGAAGUGAUAAAUGAUACUAAUCGUAGCAUUCACUUUGAAGCUAAUGAGCUAAAUGAUAUGGCGACCAUUCCGCAGCACUCUCGAAAUCGCUGCUGGUCGUUAGCCUACCAACCUAUGUGUGAAAGUUGUUCACUUGAUCUCCGAACACGUCUACAGCAGAUGAUGAAUUGUAAGCACAAUCUUCUGGAUAAUCUGCUAAGUAUCGAACUAAUCAGUUCGUCGUUCAACGAAUCUCAGCAUUUACUAUGUGCCAAUAUAUUAGGGUUUAGUCUAAAUAAAGGUGAGGAUGUUGAAAGCUGGAACUUGAAUAGAAGUAUUUUGAGUUGGUUGCCUGUUGAGCUUCUGGCAGGAUUUUGUAACAUACGAGCGUUUGAGAGAGGUUUGAUCGAGAUUAGAGGUAUAGAAAAUUCUACUGAUAUUGAAGAUUUUGAACGUUCAUCUGUCGAACAAGAUUCACUGUUGAGUCAGCCUCAAACCAGUGAAGAUUCACGAAACGUAGAAAUUGAACAACCUGCAUUAGUAGUGGAUCCUUCUGUAAAUACUGUGAUGAAAGAAGACUCUCACGCAGCCGCUCCAGGAGCACAAGAGGACCAGCAAAAACCAGCAGCACAGGAGGAUGUUAAUAUUUUCAACAUUAACGAAGGGACGACUACGGAUGCUCCAGUUGUGGACCAUCAAAAGCACGAAGAGAUACCCUCACCUGCUCCGCCUGUCCAUGCGGGAGACUUCUCACAACAGGACAAGGAAAAGGAUGAAAUUCUUACCAACGGUGGCAAUCUGGAAGAUAUCGACAAUUUACUGUUGGCCGAACAACCUCAUUUGGACGGUACAGUGGUUGGAGGAAGUGGCACGAACAUUCCGACUAUUACCAGUACAACGUCUACGACACCUUCCCCCUCUGGAUCACCCGCAUCACAGAAGGGUCAACCGGAAAGUGUCUUUCUGCGACUGUCGAAUCGAAUCAAGGCACUGGAGCGCAACAUGAGCCUUUCGGGGCAGUAUCUGGAGGAACUAAGCCGCCGCUACCGCAAACAGGUGGAGGAACUGCAACAUUCGUAUGCCAAAACGUUGCAUGAAAUAGAGGAACAAAACCGUCGCAUCCGGGAGAGUGAAGCGUCGCUUCGCGAGGAAAAUAAUCGUUUGCGGGAAGAUUUUUUCACCUUCCGCGAUAGCUUGUUGAGCUGGCAAAACAUCACUAUUGUGUUUGGUACAGUUUUUGUCGUACAUAUUGUGAUAUGCUGGGUGAUGGUGAGAAGCGGUCGAGUGCGACCCAGUGAGCUCGAACGUGAUCUUAUCGAUAAGGAACUUGCUCAGGUUUCCAGUGGAAAACCAAUCAUUGGGAAGCUUUUGCGAAGAAAGUCAAUCGAUGGAAUAACUGGAGGAAGUCAGAGUUUGGGAUCGCUGAAAAAGAAGCGCCCAAGCGAAGAAGCCUUGAACAUCAGUGGGACGUAUGAAAACUUACUCAUUAAGGACGAAGGAGGGGGUGAUACUGUAAAAGCGGAACGCAAGAAAAGUAGAAACAAACAUAGGAAAAUAUCAACCCCUUGCAUGCAACAAAGUGUUAAUGGGAAGACAAAGAGAGCAACGUCAGCUGAACCUCCAGAGGUUAGAAAGGUAACGAAACCGGAUCUAAUACGAACCGAAUCGGCACCGGAACCGAGGCGGUUCACGCCAGAGAUGAUCAAACCAGACGAACACAACCGCAUAGACGAACUACCCAUGCUGGAGGAUAAUGAUGAGUUCAUUAUACCGACAGCUUCCGAUCUCUCGUACAACGAAUUCGUCCCGGAUUCCACGUCAGAAGUUAUCAAAACGAAUGGGAUGACUUCUUCAUCAUCAUCCAUCGACUCCAAGCAGACCAACAAGUCCGGCAAGGGACGGCGGCUCUCAUCACCUGCUUUCUUUAAACCCUCAUUUCUCCGUGCAAGUCGGAAGUCCUCUGGGAAAAAAUCCACACCCAGUCAAAACGUAAGCAGUGCCAGUAGUAGUAAUACCAGUAGUAAUGGAAGCAGCAAUGCUAAAAUCAGCAUCAAUAUACAUAACUCGGGCAGUUACGACGUGCCGUCUCCGGUUGCGAGCAGUCACAAUGCCAACGUGACAACUACCAGCAGCGGAAACGAGUGGUACAAACUGAAGAAAACAUCUAGUCAAGAUAAGUUCACCAAGCGCCAAUCGAAAUCCGAAAGUCCCGAAAUAGAAACGGUUGAAAACGGGUCCGCUACUCCGUCGGAUCACGUCGAUCGAAAGUUGAAAACUUCGAUUUCCUUCAACGGCAGCACCAGUUCGAGCGAGCGGAAGUUCAGCGGCGGUGGAGGAAGUAUUCGGCGAUUGUUCCGGAAGGUGUUCUAGUCGGACUGUUGCACCGGUGAGACCACCGGAGUGAAGAAGUGUUCAUAUUGCAGGUCGAAUCGCUGACUAGGUCAUGGGAGAGAGCGUGAGUGUGGUUCCUUAAUACUUGAUAGACUGAUCGAACAUUAAACAAAAUUGCAAGAACACGUAGCGAGAGCUUUAAAAGCGAGUAAACGUGACAAGAGUUGUGCAUGUUUUUGGCAUGAGAACAGCUGAAUGCGUUAAGUGCUAGAAUGUGGCACAGCACGGCAAUUGUUAAUUUUAAUUAUAAACAAAUGUAUAGGCCAGCAUGUAUUGGAUUAGUGCUAUCAAAAUUUUGAAUUUAAUUGAUACUGCGUGUAUUAUUACUCCAGAUGAACGGUACUUUGUAUGGGGAAUCAUUCUCUUCGAGGUAUAAAGGGAUAUUGUACCAGACGUUUUCAUGCUCAAUGCCAUUUUUGAGUUCGUUGCCGGACUAGACAAGAUCCUUGUUACAGUAAAAGAAAAUAGGGUCUAAAACAACCAACUCGAAUAGUUUUGAUGCGGCACGCAAACACGAGUCCCUGGUAAUUAUCGAUGUUCAAUUUGUUUCCCUUUUUGUGCACCGUAAACAUGUGGACCACUUUCCAAUUAGAUAUGAAUAUUCUAGUAGCGAGAGUAGAUGCGAUCAGUGUAUCUCUUAUUUGCACUAAACUGAUGUAGCACCAGGUAAAGGCAGAACGCUAUUUGAUUUCACUUCCCGCUCGACAUUUCGCAGGUGUCUGG
Topomyia yanbarensis is the source of this 5218-nucleotide messenger RNA. Its product is annotated as SUN domain-containing ossification factor. Gene Ontology annotation, cellular component: membrane; cytoplasm. NCBI's taxonomy places the organism in Eukaryota, Metazoa, Arthropoda, Insecta, Diptera, Culicidae. The record is from RefSeq and is a predicted model, not a curated record. Gene Ontology annotation, biological process: protein folding in endoplasmic reticulum. The coding region runs from base 368 to 4474 and encodes 1368 amino acids. The transcript is spliced from 4 exons.